Molecule: messenger RNA, 1133 nt
Organism: Solea senegalensis (Senegalese sole)
Lineage: Eukaryota; Metazoa; Chordata; Actinopteri; Pleuronectiformes; Soleidae
Gene: hacd2
Product: 3-hydroxyacyl-CoA dehydratase 2
Exons: 7
Coding region: 75-809 (244 amino acids)
Biological process (GO): very long-chain fatty acid biosynthetic process; sphingolipid biosynthetic process; fatty acid elongation
Cellular component (GO): endoplasmic reticulum membrane
Molecular function (GO): 3-hydroxyacyl-CoA dehydratase activity
Source: RefSeq, a predicted model, not a curated record
CUCCACUGUAAACCUGACAGCCAAGCCGCCGUUGUCCCUGGGAGCAGAGCGAGCGAGCACCGAGGGUUGCAGUCAUGUCGGCAGCGGCUGCGGGGAUCGGCAGGGCAGUGCACAGCGAUGCGGCCCCGAAGAAGAAGAAGGGACCCGGGGCUCUAGCAACGGCCUACCUGGUCAUUUAUAACGUUGUUAUGACAGCGGGGUGGCUGGUGAUCGCCGUGGGUUUGGCUCGAGCGUACGUGGCCAGAGGAAGUUACCACGGUCUGUAUUACUCCAUCGAGAAACCGCUCAAGUUCUUCCAGACUGGAGCUUUACUGGAGAUACUUCACUGUGCUGCCGGGAUCGUCCCGUCGUCUGUGGUUCUGACCGGAUUCCAGGUCAUGUCCCGGGUUUUCCUCACCUGGGCCGUCACACACAGCGUCAGGGAGGUGCAGAGCGAGGACAGCGUCCUGCUCUUCGUCGCGGCGUGGACCGUCACGGAAAUCAUCCGCUACUCCUUCUACACCUUCAGCCUUCUCAACCACCUGCCGUACCUCAUCAAAUGGGCGAGAUACACCUUCUUCAUCGCGCUCUAUCCCAUGGGCGUGACGGGCGAGCUGCUGACGAUCUACGCGGCGCUGCCGUACGUUCAGAAGACCGGACUCUACUCCAUCACUCUGCCCAACAAGUACAACUUCUCCUUCGACUACCACUCCUUCCUCAUCCUCGUCAUGAUCUCCUACAUCCCCCUUUUCCCGCAGCUCUACUUCCACAUGAUCCGACAGAGGAAGAAGGUUCUGGGUCACAUAGAGGAUUACAGCAAAGUGGAGUGAGCCGCGGCGCGUUCACACACACACACACACACACACACACACACACACACACGAAAACAAGUGAACACAGAAACCAAAACCACCACAGGAAAGACGAGAAACGACGACGACGACGUCGUCAGCAGCAGCAGCCGUUUGUGACGACCCUCGUAUUUUUGUUUUCAGCGUUGGCUUGAAAUGAUGCACUGAGCCGUUGUUUUGUUUCCCUGACAGACGUGACAUCGUCCUCGUCUUUGUGUUUUUGUUUGUUUUUCAUUCAUUUCAGGCUCAGAGUUUGACGACAUUCCUGAUUUACUUCAAUAAACUGUUUCCAUUUUGUGCUCA